AUGACCUGGUAUUGCCAAUCGUGCAAAAUUCAGAACAGCCAAAAGCACGACACAUGUCGUGGAUGUCAAGAGCACUGGAGCCGUGUGUGGAAGGAGCCGGUGAAAAGGCGUUCACGCAGCAAAAGCAAGGGAGCCAAGCAACAAGAGCAGCAAAAUCAAAAAGACAGUGUCGCGGAAGCGUGGCAGGUAUUUCCAACGAAAGUCCCAUGGAUACCAAGUACGCCAGCAACCAGACAUGUGACAAAGCAAACAGAGACUCCUAUGGGAACACAGAUGAUGGAGGCGGGCAUUGUAGCUCAGCCGCCACUUCCUCUUCCAGCUAUCUCAUCAAAGGAGGAACCUCUGACAGACGAAGAGAAGAAAAAGCUGACUCAUUUGCGUGGCUUGAAAACCAUGGAUGUACAACUUCCAGCAGAGCUGGAGGAACAGUUGGUCAUUCUGGAAAUGAAGGAGAAAGAGGUGAACAAUUCCAAAGCCUUGUCUCAUGGACACCUCAAUCGCAUGACAAAGAUCAAGACCCAAAUUGGAGCGCAAUCCAAAAAGAUCGAGGCUCUGGAUUUGGAAUGGUCUGCCUUUGUGAAAAAUACGAUGCAGAAAGUCUCCCAACAUGCAGAUCUUUACCAACAAUGUCGUGGAGAGAUGAUGGAGGUUUACAAUCAGAAGCUCGACGAGCUCAGGAAGCUCAAACACGAGCUGACAAUGGCAUCCAGAAGUCUCAUAGAUCAGCAGUUGGAGGAGCCGCCAGAAGCACCUCUAGAUUCAGUGGAGACACAACUGGAUUCAAUGAGGUCGGCGAUGGCCACAGCAGGGUCUGUCACACAGGUCCACGAGCUCUCGGACGAGGACGACGAGAUGGUGCUCGGAGAGGAACAAGAUGUGGAGAUCAUCAAAGGGAGCAGAGCAGCGAAAGCCAAUUUCAAAGCUGCAACCUCACCGCAGAAGGUGGCCAAUCUGCAUUUGAAGCAAAAGAAGGAGAAAGCAGAGAAAUGGCUUGCUGAUGAUUUGUGUAAGCAUUGGGAGAAACCACGAAGUUGGUUUCGGAACAAGCCACGGAAGACGGUUGGUUUUCAUGAGAAGGUUUUUCUCGAUGAGGAGGAACUGAUGAGAGUCCCAAAUGCAGCGUUAGUCACUGGAGCUAUACGUGUGUUAGAGCAAGAGUCAGAUGAUGAAGAUGUAACUAGCAAUGAUGGUGAGACUUCAGCAGCUUCCACAGAUGUUUCCAAUGACCACUCUUUGGACGCUUUGUCCCAGCCCUCGGAAGAGACACAGUGGGAUGAGGUUUCGAGUCCGAAAUCUUGGAGUUGGGAAGGUAAUCAAAGUGAUUUGUCCUUGCGUGAAGGGGAUGCCGCUACAUUGAUGUCAGGAGCACCAGUGAUGAUGCAAUAUGACAAUCCGGAUCCUUAUCCUUGGCAAGUUGACCCUAUCCAUUUUGAGGAGGAGCCUGAGCAAGAUAUGAUGGACACCGAUUUUGCGGAAGAUCAUCAAACACAGCUGCAGGAAUAUGUGGAGCAUGCUUUGGAGGGAACCGAAACAGAGGACACCGUUUGGCAAGCAGUGACCUUCGGAAUUGGACUUUUGGAUUUGGGUCGAAGGGAUUUUCCUUUCAGCCCUCUAAGGCUCAAUGAAUUGCCGGAAUUGGUGCAGCAGGCAUGGUGGGAUCACGCUCAAUAUGGAGCACUCACUAUAUUUCAUGUUUACCCACAGCCAAGCGAGUUGGGCGGCAUCAACAGUGUUGUGCUCUUGGUUAGUGUGGCCAGUCCGGCUGAUCUGGAUCCUGAUGUGAAAAAUGUCCUCAUCACUCAAAAAGGGGACCCAGCAGCGGGAUUGCGACCAGAAUUGGAAGGUGAUCAGUGGAUUGAACGGAUGUGGCAGCUUUGGCCAUUUGAUCAUCCAUUUGCACCGAUCACUUUUUGCCCCUUUGCUAUGCCAGACAUGAAUGAAUGUCAAGAAAUGGUUUUCCAUUUUGCCGUGGACUAUGGAUCGCGUGAUGGAGUCACUGUUUUGGUAAGGCAAGUGAUUCAAGUCGCAGAUGACAUACCGAAGGGUUUACCUGGGGUGCAAGAACUUUGGGCUGUGGUCAUGCCGCACAUGGAGAUUAGUGAAGAUCCAUUGGAGGCUUUGGAAAGACCACCCUUUUGGCAACGUCAUGUGAGAAGUCAAAACAUGCGAAUGCAUCUGCAGGUCAAUGGUGAUCGAUAUCAGGAUGUAGUUGGGCAAUGGCAGGAUGGGGAUGUUCUCACUAUGAAAGUCAAUGUGGGGCAGAAAGCGCAGGCUUUAUCCAUACUGCUCAGAGAGGGCUAUAUGCCGGACCCAAAUUUCGAUGAGUUGGUCACAGAACAGACGUCCUUUUUGCAGAUUGGAGCAACAAUUCAGCAUGUUGAAGUUUAUGAUCAAGGCAAUGUGGAUGAGAGCAUUGGAAAAGUUCGUUGCAAUGCAGCAGAUGCAGAGGCGACAGCUAUCAUUGCGGGAGCGGAAUUUUUGCUGGCGAAACCUGAAUUACACAACAUUGAGGUCUUUUUUCACUAUGAUGCAAUUGCGGUUGGUCAUGGGGCGUGUGGCAGCCAGAAAAUUGUCUCGCAGGAUGACAGUUAUUCGGACAGACAAAGGGCCGCAAGAAUAUUGAUUUCUUUGCUGCAACAACGUGCCGCAGGAAUGAAAGGUUUGCAUGUGAAAGCCCAUGAUGGACACCCAUGGAACGAAUGUGCAGACAGCAUUGCAGGGCUUGUUUGCAAUGGAUGGCAACCACCAGUUCAGGCUGAGUUGAGAUCAGGACCUUUGCUAUCCAACAAGUUACGUGAGUGGGCGUGGGUUGAAGCCAAUUCAACUGCGGUUAUGCCAUCACUGGAAGUUAUGUUGAGAAAUGAUGUGGCAGCGUACAAUCAAGGAUGGGUUGAUCCGACCUUGACAUCUGUGCAAGAGCAGUCUGCAAGUCACAGUGAUCAUGUGGGCGAUUCAAACUCUCACAAUGAGGGAUGUCAGACCCAUCGCAUCAGAUUUGCGACAGCGAAUGUGGGCACUCUUGAUUACAGAGGCAAUGUGAGCUGUUGCAGCAUCAAAGCCAAUGAGUUGCUUCAGCAAUGUCAACAAGAAGGAAUCCACAUUUUUGCGAUACAAGAAUCCAGAGCAGCAACAUCAAGAACUCUCACAAAUGGUCCUUUCACUCGCUACAUUGCGAAAGGAAGUCAAGGACAGGCAGGAGUUGAGUUGUGGAUCAAUGCACUGGAGCUAUCCAAGAUCUUUCACUGCGAUUUUCACCCUGAGAAAGAUGUGUGUAUCUGGCAUUGUUCUGAAAGAAUCCUUGCGGCGAGAUGUCACUGUGGGGUUCACACAUUGGAGAUCAUUGUUUUCUAUGCACCUCAACGUGGAAGAGGGGCUCAGGAGCAAGAGAUCUGGUGGUCAUAUUUCAAGAGCAUUUUGCAAGGUAGAGACAAGAAAGCACAGCUUUUCAUGCUUGGGGAUGGAAAUUGCAGUGUUGGCAGCAUCGACGAUGCAGCCAUUGGGUCUUUGGCAGCGGACAUUGAAGACGAAGGUGGAGGUUAUUUGCAUGAUAUAUGCACGAGUGAGAGCUUGAUGAUUCCCUCCACUUUUGACCAAUGGCACAACGGGCAGUCCCACACAUUUCUCAGUGCGAAAGGAGGACGCUCGAGAAUUGAUUUCAUUCUGAUUCCUCAAGAGUGUGCUGCCAGUGUGGUGCAAUCAUUUGUCAAUUUAGACAUGGAUCUGAUGAAUGGAGACCGGGACCAUUUUGCAUUGUGCUUGGACUGCGAAGUACAGGUUGGUGACAAGAACAUUGUGAGACGUUUCGUACGUCAGCAGUCUUACAAUCGCAAUGAGGCUAGAAAGUCCCAUUCACAGCAUGACAUUUUCAGCAUUAUUGAUAGUUGCCCAGCAGUUGAUUGGAAGACAGACGUCAAUGAUCACUGGGAUGUCAUACGAAAUCAUUUCCAGAAGCAGGCCAAAAUUCUUUUUCCAUGUCAACAGAGGCAACAAAGGCAGCUUUAUUUCUCUGCUGAGGCAUGGGAUGUCCUGUGCAAUCGAAAGGAUAUACGAAAACAAUUUCGUGAGCUGCAAAGGGAAAAGAACAAGAUGAUGCUGCGAGCCAUAUGGCAAGUCUGGAAGAGUGAAAUCUCUGCAGUCAAUGAAGAGGAAGAUUUUCAUUUGCCACUUCACAUGCUGCGAUGUCAGGAAGCGAUCACCUAUGAAGCUCGUCUGAGGGCUGACAAACAGUUCAGAGCUAUCAAAAAGAGGGAUUGGAAAAACUGGAUCAGAAAACAAUUGAAGGACAAAGUUGAAGCCGCACAAGGAGUGCGAUCAGCAGAGCUCUUCAAAAUUUUGCGGCCCAAGCAGAUGAUUGCGAGAAGUGCAGGGAAGCUAAUCAGACAAUUGCCGGGUCUGAUUGGACAGGACGGUGAAUGGAAGAGCAGCAGAGACGAAGUAGCAGUUGAGUGGCAAGCACAGUUUGGAGGGAUUGAAAAUGCGGAGGAUAUUUCUGUGGAGGAGCUGUUGGAGCGAUCUUGUCAGCAGUUCUUUGGCAGACGAACAGAGGAGGAUCUGUUACAAUUGCCAACCAUUUAUCAGCUGGAAGGGGCCAUCAGGGCACUGCAGGCUGACAAGGCCACAGGGCUGGAUGGAUUAGGCGCUGAGCUUCUGCAGGCCGAUCCUUGCAAAGCAGCUCAAAAGAUUUUCCCCUUGGUUUUGAAGGCGGCGAUCAGAGGUCAAGGCAUCAUGGAGCUGGCCGGAGGAUGGUUGCUGCCUUUAUACAAAGGAAAGGGUAAUCCUCAAAAGAUGAUGGGAUACAGAGCGAUACUCUUGGAAUCAGUUGUUUCCAGAGCGAUAUCUAAGGCCUGGAGGCCGAAGAUUACAGCUGGUCUUUCACUGAUUGCGGAACCCAUGCAGUGGGGAGGUCGACAAGGGCUGUCUAUUGAGGCAUUGCACCUUCAUAUCCAUUUUUGGAAACGAAAUGCGAGGAGGAAAAGAGUGUCACAUGCUGUAGUCUUCCUUGACAUACGUGCGGCCUUCUACUCUGUGGUCAAACAAAUGGUGGCAGGAGAAGCAAGAGGCAUGCGCAAAUUGGAAGAGGUUUUCAGCAAAAUUGGAAUGUCAGAAAAUAUGAAACCGGAUUUUUUACAUCAGGUGUCUGGCGUCAAUUUGGUGAAACAAGCAACCGGCUCAAACAUUGUUGCCGGAAAUGUGGCAGCGAUGUUGGGAUUGACAUGGUAUGUGAUCCCGGAGUCAAAAACAAUUCAGGGCCCGAUGACGGGAUCGAGGCCGGGAGACCCCUCAGCAGAUGUGCUGUUCUCGCUGGUACUUACAAAGGUUUUGAAACUCAUCAAGGACAGAGCUGGUGAGCAAGGCAUUCAACUACAUCAUAAAGCUACAGCUGGAGAUGUUUCAGAUGUGGUGACCUGGGUGGAUGACAUUGCUUUUUCGCUCACUGGAGAAGCACAGCAGUUAGUUUCAAAGACAAUGAAGCUGCUGGCAAUUGUUCAAGACACGAUGUUGGAACAUGGCCUUGCGUUGUCCUAUGGCGUUGGAAAGACGGCUGUGAUGUUUUCAUUUCAUGGGCCAGGAGCGACAGCGGCGAGACAAGAAACAGAACAGAAAUACCGUGAUGGUUUACCUCUGCUCAGUGAACACAAGGGGAAAGUCAACAUUCCAAUUGUUAGCCACUAUCGUCAUCUUGGGGGCUUUGUGGUCCGUUCUGGAUCACGUUUGCAGGAGUUGAGGGUGAGAACAGCAGGAGCCAUGGCGAAGCUCAAGCCAUUGAGAAGCAUUCUCACUCACCCAGAUUUGCAGCAAGAACAGAGGAGCAGGCUGGUUAAAAGUCUUGGCCUUUCAGUUUUCACGCUGCAUGCUGGCACCCUUUAUGCGAUGACGCAAGGUGAAUAUCAACAGUGGCAAGCGGGAAUACACAAAAUCUACCAAUCACUGCACCAGCGCAAGCACGAUGGGGAGGUUCACCAUUUCACACUCUAUCAGCUUGCGGAUAUGAUGAAAUCACCAAUGCCGAUGGAAAUGAUCCACCUAUGCAGAUUGCGUUUGUUGGUUCACAUCAUCAGAGCGGGUGAUCAACAUAUGAUUGCAGCCAUUAUUGAGAAUCAUGAGAUUGAACAAGAAGAGUCAUGGUUGCAGGGUGCUUUCUACAGCUUGCGUUGGUUGGCGCAACAAGUUGGAAAUGAAAAUGUUCCAGAUGAACUUUUUCAACUGGAAGAUCCACAGGUGUGGGGCUGGUUUCAAGAAGGAGCUCAUGAGAUCAAGAGCCUCAUCAAGAAAGCAGAGUUAUCGCACUUGUGCAAGGUGGAAUCGUUUUGUGCUCUGCAGAAGCAAGCCAAUGAGCAAGACCAAUUGUUGAGAGAAAUGGGAUGGAGUUGUGAAGAUGAGGACGACAGUCAAGAAAAACAUGCUAUCAGUGAUUUUUCAUUUGCGUGUGAUGAAUGUGAUGCAGUUUUUGAUUUGUCGUCGUCUCUGGCGGUACAUCAACAGAAGAAGCAUGGAAAAAGAGUUGCGUUACGCAGAGUGGCAUGUGAUGCAACGUGCAGAGCAUGUGGUAGGUUCUAUCAUACCAGGCCAAGGCUCAUCAAGCAUCUUCAAACCGCAAAGAAAGGUUGUUGGCAGUACCACUUGAGGAACUUUGAACCCAUGACAGAAGAGGAGGCACUUGCUUUACAUGAGAAAGAUUGCAAAGCAGGUGUGGCUGUGCAUCAGAGAGGUCUUAUUGAGCAUGCGCUUGAUCACACAUGGAGGUGGUGCACGGAAAAGGAGAAGGAGAAUGGCUUACCAUUGAAGUCGCAAGUGGUGCGGGUUGAUGGAGAGCCAACGGAGGAGGAGAUCAGCGAAUGGUCGUUGUUGGGCAUGCUUCCACCCGGGCAGGGUGGAAGAUGCCAAACCAAAAGAAAUCCAACGCAAUGGAGCGUGCACAAUGUUGGGCAUGAGGCCACAGAUGUUGAGCGCAAGUUGAUGGAUAGGGUACAAAAAUGGUCUCCAGAUCCAGAUUGGAUCCCCAGAGGUCCAGCUGAAGGCAGAAGAUUUUUCCUGAUAUUUUUUUCAGGGCAUCGACGUCUCAAAGAUCUUGCUACCUACAUCUGGUGGAAAUCGGAUUUGAUUCCGAUAUGCCUGGAUGUUGCCAUUGAUGCGGAAGUAGGCAACAUUUUGCAGGACAGUUUGUGGCGCUCUCUCAUUCAUGCCAGGCGUGUCGCUGGUGGACACGCAGGACCGCCCUGCGAGACUUAUUCACUGGCGAGAUGGCUUGAAAAUGAGAAUCAGCUAUACCCACGACCUCUUAGGAGUUGUGAACAGCCUUGGGGGUUGGAUGGCCGAACUUUGAGAGAGACGCGGCAGUGGCUCAUGGGCAACAUUCUCAUGUGGCGUGCGCUUUCAUUGUUGUUGCUCAUCUAUGCCUAUGGCGGCUCUUUCACACUGGAACAUCCUAAGGGAUGUGGAGGUGUUAACAACAAGUGGACGAUAUGGGACUCAGCAUUUGUCAAACAGUUGAUGCUGGCAGGAGACAUUAGGCUCUGGACCAUACUUCAAGGCCCUUUAGGCCGACCCUUCGCGAAGCCAACCAAUCUUCUCGCUGCUAGAUUGGAAGGCCUGGGAGAAGCCAUUUACAAGGGCUAUGACAAGAGCUGGAGACCAUCAAUGAUGUUGGGUGGCAAGGAGGGGCAUCAUUGGCGCACCGCUCAAGCCAAAGCCUAUCCUCCAGAACUUUGUAGGAUCCUUGCCGAACAACACAGUUCCUUCGCAGCAUGCCAACAGGCAGAGGGUGUGACCAUCGAACCAGAAGAUUUGCAAGCAGCUCUGGAGAUUUUGGCCAACACCUAUGACCCGUACAUGCAGAAUGCAAAGGGCACAACAAUGUGCUCAGAUUAUUUUCACAAAGCAGCAAGGGAGGUUUGA
Molecule: messenger RNA, 7896 nt
Organism: Cladocopium goreaui
Lineage: Eukaryota; Dinophyceae; Suessiales; Symbiodiniaceae
Source: the annotation of a GenBank genome assembly